Messenger RNA from Myotis daubentonii (Daubenton's bat), 3183 nucleotides. RefSeq names its product PR/SET domain 8 (gene PRDM8). Lineage: Eukaryota; Metazoa; Chordata; Mammalia; Chiroptera; Vespertilionidae. Gene Ontology annotation, biological process: regulation of DNA-templated transcription; oligodendrocyte development. Gene Ontology annotation, molecular function: protein binding. Gene Ontology annotation, cellular component: nucleus. The record is from RefSeq and is a predicted model, not a curated record.
GGCCUUUCUCCCCUUAGGAGCAGAGAGUUGAACUGCGAGAAAGAACCCCAGAAUCCCCAGCGAAAAUGCGUGGGGGCCCCUGUGGAAGGAGUCAACUUUCAGGCUGUUAAAGACCUCAAGUCAUUAGCAUCAGCUGCGGCCCUAGAGGGGCCAUCCAGCGCCUCUAAGUGGCUUAGCGCACAAAAAAGCUCCCCAGACGGCCGCGGCCACUCCGCCCGCUCUGCCACCACCUUCCGCCACCGGCUGGACGGGAACAUCGCUCUGGCGCACAUCUCGCUCUCUUCCCUCUCUUUAGGCAGAGCCUACUAGACAGCAAUACUAACACCUCCUGACAUGGAAAUACACUGAUACAAUAGGCGAAAGAAACACUCCGUAGCAUCUCCGGGUUCCAGGUGGCGUUUUUUGGCCGUUGCAUCCCGACCCGAUUACUGGGAUGGAGGAUUCAGGCAUCCAGCGAGGCAUCUGGGAUGGAGAUGCCAAGGCCGUCCAACAGUGUCUGACAGACAUUUUCACCAGCGUGUACACCACCUGCGACAUUCCUGAGAAUGCCAUAUUCGGGCCCUGCGUCCUGAGCCAUACCUCCCUGUACGACAGCAUAGCUUUCAUAGCUCUCAAGUCCACCGACAAAAGAACAGUUCCUUAUAUCUUCCGGGUGGACACCUCAGCUGCAAAUGGUUCCUCGGAAGGUCUCAUGUGGCUGCGUCUGGUGCAGUCAGCCAGAGAGAAAGAGGAGCAGAACCUGGAAGCCUAUAUAAAAAACGGACAGCUGUUCUACCGCUCUCUCCGCAGGAUUGCCAAAGACGAGGAGUUGCUAGUUUGGUACGGGAAAGAACUGACUGAGUUACUCUUGCUCUGCCCCUCUAGACCCCACAGCAAAAUGAAUGCAGGGUCGUCCCCUUACACAUGCCUGGACUGCAGCCAACGUUUCCAGUUUGAAUUUCCCUUUGUGGCGCACCUGCGCUUCCGCUGCCCCAAGAGAGUUCACAGCGCGGAGAGGAGCCCCCCAGACGAGCAAGGCGGCGGCGUGGGCACCAAGGACCACGGGGGCGGCGGCGGCAAGGACCAGCAGCGGCAGCCGCCGGAGGCGCCCCUGGGCCCGGGCCCCAAGUUCUGCAAAGCCGGCCCUCUCCACCACUACCCGGCCCCCUCCCCCGAGGGCAGCAACCCUCCGGCGACCGGCGGCGGCGGCGGCGGCACCAAGCCGUCCACGGACUUUCACAACCUGGCCCGGGAGCUGGAGAACUCCGGCGGCGGCGGCAGCUGCUCCCCGGUGCGGAGCCUGAGCAGCGGCAGCGGCGGCGGCGGCCACCAGGAGGCGGAGCUGAGUCCCGACGGCAGCGCCGCGAGCGGGGCCAAAGGGAAGAGGAAGUUCCCGGAGGAGGCGGCGGAGGGCGGCGGCGCGGGGCUGGUGGGGGGCCGCGUCCGCCUCGCCGAGCGGCCCCUGCCCGCCUCGCAGGAGGACCUGGUGUGCACGCCGCAGCAGUACCGCGCCGCGGGCAGCUACUUCGGCCUGGAGGACAGCGGGCGCCACUUCGCGCCGCCCAGCCCCGAGACGGGCGAGGCGAAGCGCAGCGCCUUCGUGGAGGUGAAGAAGGCGGCCCGCGCGGCCGGCCUGCAGGAGGAGGCCGCCGCCGACGGCGGGGCUCCAGCCGCCGACGACCAGGAUGCGGGCGGCGGCGGCGGCGGCUCCUCCACGCCGGUGGCCGCCUCGCCGGCCGGUGCGGAGAAGCUGCUGGUCCCGCGGCCCGGGGGCCCGCUGCCCGGCCGGCUGGAGGGCGGCAGCCCGGCGCGGGGCAGCGCCUUCACGUCGGUGCCGCAGCUGGGGGGCGGCGGCGGCGCGGGCGCGGGCGCGGCGGGCGGGGCGGGCGGCGGCCCGGGCGCGGCGGCGGACGAGCGCAAAAGUGCCUUCUCGCAGCCGGCGCGCUCCUUCUCGCAGCUGCCGCCGCUGGUGCUGGGCCAGAAGCUGAGCGCGCUGGAGCCGUGCCACCCCGGCGACGGGGUGGGCCCCGCCAGACUCUACCCCGCCGCCGCCGACCCCUUGGCCGUGAAGCUGCAGGGAGCCGCCGACCUGAACGCCGGCUGCGCGGCCCUGCCCGGCGGCGGCCUCCCCAAGCAGAGCCCCUUCCUCUACGCCACCGCCUUCUGGCCCAAGAGCUCGGCGGCCGCGGCGGCCGCGGGGCCCCUGCAGCUGCAGCUGCCGUCGGCGCUCACGCUGCUGCCGCCGUCCUUCACGUCGCUGUGCCUGCCCGCGCAGAACUGGUGCGCCAAGUGCAAUGCCUCCUUCCGCAUGACCUCCGACCUGGUGUACCACAUGAGGUCGCAUCACAAAAAGGAGUACGCCAUGGAGCCCCUGGUGAAGCGAAGGCGGGAGGAGAAACUCAAGUGCCCCAUUUGCAACGAGUCCUUCAGGGAGCGCCACCACCUCUCCAGGCACAUGACCUCCCAUAACUGACCUGGACGGGACCCCAGCUUUCCACGCGGCGCGUACACGCACAGUCAAGCCACCUGUGGGAGCAAGCACGCGAGGGCAUCCACCACCUCCUUGUGACCUGAAACAUUGCACCCAGGGCGACAGUCUCACACUCACUUUCUCUCUCUCUCUCUCUCUCUCUCUCUCUCUCUCUCUCUCUCUCUCUCACACACACACACACACACACACACACACACACACGUGCUCCUCCAGUCAUCUCAUUCAAAUGUUUACCUUCGACCUACACUACACACACACACACACACACACACACACACACACACACACACACACACGAGACAGGAUGGUGGAUUUUUGAUGGGUGGGUUGUUUGAGGGGUUUUCUUUUAAAUGCACGCAUUUUCACUUUCCCCAAAACGAAGAUACAUUUUUAAAAAUGUCAUAUAUUGCAACAUAUUGAUGCAUUUGUCAUACGUUUCUACUUAAAUUAUUAAGCACUUACAGUUUAGAUGUAAUAAUUAUAUGUAAGGGCAAAAUUUAUUUUAGAUAUAAAGUAAAGGAGGAGGGUGAGAUGCUUUCUGCAUUUACUGAUGAACGUUUGUGUUCUUAUAAAAAGGGGGUCACCAUUCCAUUUCCGUUUUCAGGGGGAAGCGCAUGUAUCAUGAAAUGAUUAUGGACUUCAAUGAAGAAUGUCAUCAUUAUGUAAAUAUGUAUUUCCUUUUAAUACAAAGUGUAACUUUUGUGCCAGUGAAA